GAUCGUAAAAAGGAUAUAGGUUAGAAAGUUUUAAAAGUUGAAAAUAUUUAUUGCUAGUUUCAGAUUUUACUUUGAAGUUGUUUAUUUUGGACAACAACUGUGACAACGGUUUGUUCUCCCUUUUUUAAGUGGUGUUCUGAGGUUUUUAACAGAAAAUCUUCCUGUUUUUUUAUGUCGACUGUUUGUGUUUACGUUAAAAUGGCGGGGUUGUGGAACUUUUGAUAGUUUGACUAAAAUAUUUUUAAAAGGAAUAUUCUUCGAUUUAAGUGACUUAAAAAAAUCAAGAAUAUGGCUCGAAAAAGGGGUAGGUUAAGUGAAGAUGACUGUGAUCAGCAAAAUAUUGAAGUAGACGCGGAUGAUAUAUUUCCUGCUGAUCUUCACGAACAUGAUGCUAUAGAUUUUGAAGAGACUGGCUUCAGAGGUAUCAGAAAUAAAAGAAGACGAGUUGCUGGAAGAGGUAGAGGAGGCGGUCGAGGUCGUGGUAGAGGGGCUGGCCGGAGGGCUAUUCAAGAUUCCCCAACAGACGAUCCUAAUAGCUUGUUCGAAGUCGUUAAACAAGGCCGUAGUGCACUGCAGUGUGUUGUUGAUGAUUGGAUUGAAGCUUAUAAACAAGAUCGUGAUAUUGCUCUACUUGAUUUGAUGCAAUUUUUUAUUCAAUGUGCUGGUUGCAAAGGACGUAUUACUCCCCAAAUGCAAGCUACUAUGGAACACGCUCAGAUCAUUAGGAAAAUGACUGAAGAAUUCGAAGAAGAAAGUGGUGAUUAUCCACUGAUUAUGAGUGGUCCUCAGUGGAAGAAAUUUCGCACCAAUUUUUGUGAGUUUGUUCAAGUAAUGGUACGUCAGUGCCAAUACAGCAUUAUAUACGAUCAGUAUUUAAUGGAUAAUGUUAUAUCUUUGCUUACUGGUCUGUCAGAUUCUCAAGUUCGAGCGUUUCGCCAUACGGCAACCUUGGCUGCUAUGAAACUUAUGACUGCUUUAGUUGAUGUUGCUUUAAAUCUUAGUAUAAAUCUUGAUAACACACAGCGUCAGUAUGAAGCUGAGCGUCAAAAGAAUCGGGAUAAGAGAGCCACUGAAAGACUUGAAAUGCUGUUAAGCAAACGUCAAGAGCUAGAAGAAAACAUGGAAGAAAUAAAAAACAUGCUUACUUACAUGUUUAAAAGUGUGUUCGUGCAUAGAUAUCGAGAUACAUUGCCAGAAAUUCGUUCUAUUUGCAUGUAUGAGAUUGGCCAAUGGAUGAAGAAAUUCCAUCAACAUUUCUUGGAUGACAGUUACUUAAAGUACAUAGGUUGGACCCUUCAUGACAAAGUGGGUGAUGUGCGUUUGAAGUGUUUGCAGGCUCUACUUCCUCUUUAUGGCGCUGAAGAAUUAACAAGCAAAAUGGAAUUAUUUACCAACAAAUUUAAAGAUCGUAUUGUGGCUAUGACCUUAGAUAAGGAAUAUGAUGUAGCUGUUCAUGCUGUGAAAUUAGUGAUAAGUAUACAUAAAUAUCAUAGAGAAAUAUUAACUGAUAAAGAUUGUGAGCAUGUGUAUGAACUAGUGUAUUCAUCUCAUAGAGCAGUUGCCCAAGCAGCUGGUGAAUUUUUAAAUGAACGAUUAUUUCAACCCGAUGAAGAAGCUGUCCAAGGUCUAAGAACUAAACGUGGAAAGAAACGUUCUAUAAAUACUCCAUUGAUUAGAGAUUUAGUGCAGUUUUUCAUUGAAAGUGAACUUCAUGAACAUGGUGCAUAUUUAGUUGAUAGUUUAAUCGAAAGCAAUCCGAUGAUGAAAGAUUGGGAGUGUAUGACAGAUUUGCUUUUAGAAGAACCUGGAGCUCAAGAAGAACCGCUUGAUGAUCGCCAAGAAACAUCUUUGAUAGAAAUUAUGGUUUGCUGUGUUAAACAGGCUGCAACAGGAGAACCUCCUGUUGGAAGGGGCCCAAAUCGGAAACAACCUUCUGUAAAAGAGUUAAAACAAGUUUCAGAUGAUCGCAUAAAGUUGACAGAGCAUUUCAUUAUGACUUUGCCAUCGUUGUUAGCAAAAUUUCUUGCUGAUGCUGAAAAAAUUGCAAAUCUGAUGCUCAUACCUCAAUACUUUGAAUUAGAAAUAUAUACUACAAGUCGACAAGAAAAGAAUUUAGACAGUUUGUUGAAGUUAAUUCAUGAAAUUGUUGAACGUCACAAUGACACUGACGUCUUAGAAGCCUGUGCUAAAACUUAUGAAUUUUUAUGUAACGAAGAACUUGCAAUUCAUUCAAGGUGUGCUGUUGCUAGGGGGACUUUAGUUGAUUCCUUGGUACAUAAAUAUAACCAAGCCUCAAAUGAUUUCUUGCAAGCUGGAGCUGAAGUAGAUGAAGAUGAAAUUUACAUCGUAACAUCCGCUAUGAAGAAAGUGUCUAUUUUCUAUAGCUGUCACAAUCUUGGACCCUGGAGUAUUUGGGAUAAAAUUUAUGAUUUUUGGGUUAAAGGUGCUCUUCUUGAGAAAGGUUUACCUGAAGAAGUUGUAAAGUAUGCUAUGUCUUGUUGCUCAAUGGGUAUUAUGUGGGAUCUGGCUGUUUUAGAUGACACAAGUCCUUUGCCAGUUGCUGUUGCCAGUCUUCAAAAUAGACUGAAAGAUUUUGUUGAAACGAUGCGAGAUCUGCUAAACCAUCAAUCUGAUACUUUAGAAGAACAUGCAUUUGUUAUCAUCUGUGAUUUGCUUAUAGUGUUUUGUAAACAACUCGCUGAAAAUUCUGGUCUGACUCCCUUGGUUUAUGAACCUGAUAAGUCUUUGCAGAAUCAACUCAGUUUAUUUGUCCAAAAAAAGGUUUUUAUUGAAGAUGAAGAUGAUGAUCAAGAUGAACACACAAAAAUUGAAGAGCUUCAUAAAAGAAGGAAUUUCUUGGCAUCGUUCUGUAAAUUAAUUGUUUACAAUAUUAUAAGUGUGAAACAAGCUGCUGACAUAUUCAAGCAUUAUGUUAAGUUCUAUAAUGAUUAUGGUGAUAUUAUUAAGGCUACAUUAGGUAAAGCCAGAGAAAUAAACAAAGUGAAUUGUGCAAAAACUAUGGCAAAGUCUUUGACUUCUUUGUUCGUGGAUCUCAGAAAUUGUGCACCUAAUGGUCAAAUAAAUCGCCAAGAAGAAAGUUUCAUUGCUAUCCGAGAAUUGGCCAAGAGAUUUGCAUUAUCCUUUGGUUUAGAUCAGGUUAAGAAUCGAGAUGCUGUUGCGGCUUUACAUCGUGAAGGCAUUUUAUUCACUGUAACACCAAUUUCAAAUCCUAAUGAUCCACUUGGUCCUCCACCUAAUUUGGCAUUUUUGGAGAUCCUUACAGAGUUUACUAAUAAACUGAUGAAACUAGACAAAAAAGUAGUUUUAAACUAUUUAGAUCGUCAUAUCCAGGCCAGUAUGCCCGGUACACGUUCUGAAGAUUGGCAACCUCUCAUUUUUUAUCGUAACAGCUUAGUUCAUGGUGAAGCUGAACAGCCUCCUCCAAGAGCGCCUGGGAGACAAUAUCGUGGGAGAAAACGCCUUCGAGAAGAUGAUGACCCGAGAAAUAUGGAAGAUGAUGGUAACAUGGAUCAGGACUCUGAUCGUGGUUCUGAAAAUUAAUUAUUAUUUUAAUUUUAUAAUUAUGUUACUAUUCAUAUUAAAGAAAAAAAAUUCUAUCUUGUA
Molecule: messenger RNA, 3624 nt
Organism: Parasteatoda tepidariorum (common house spider)
Lineage: Eukaryota; Metazoa; Arthropoda; Arachnida; Araneae; Theridiidae
Gene: SA1
Product: stromal antigen
Biological process (GO): sister chromatid cohesion
Cellular component (GO): chromatin; cohesin complex; nucleus
Molecular function (GO): chromatin binding
Source: RefSeq, a predicted model, not a curated record